CCGCCAGUCAGUCCCCGCACGUCGUCUGAUGCGCUUGUGAUUUCGCUGACCGGACUGAAUUAACACCGUUAUCGUCCUAAAUGAGAAGCUAAUGGACGGCCGAGGUAGUGCAUGCAUGUGAAGUAGCUAAGGAGUGCAGUGUUGUGUUUAUGUUAGAAUGGAGGACGUGCGAAUUUCAGAUUGGCCUGAACCGCCUGGCUCCCAUGCAUGGCUGCCCGCUUAUGGCUUCCAGCAUGAAAUAUUGGAGAAAGAGGAUUUCUUUAGCUCCGGAGACAAUGGCAACACUCACGCUUUGUAUCUCGAGACCAUAGUCGAAGAGACAAGUGAUGAUUUACGUUCAGAACGAUCCUCGGCAGCCACUUGGCUGUCUGACUCCGAUGCAGAUUCUGUCAUUCAUGUACGCGGAAAUGGAGGCUCGGAGUGCGACAGCGAGUCGGAACGCGAGUGGGCCUGUCCCGCCAAGCGGCGGCGUCGAGAGCGCCCUCAUUCUCCCACCAGCACGGGGACUCUCUCGCGGUCGUCCAGCCUCGCGCAGUUCGAGUCGUUGGAGCGCUCUUGCGCGGCGCCGGUCUCUCCGAGUCUCUCCCCGGAUUCCCUCGAGUCCCCGCCUUGCUCUCCGCCGCCAUCCCGGCCGGCGCCUCGCGCUCACCUCUCGGCGGAAAACCUCAGCGAGGACAGCGGCUACUGCGAGCGGUCUCGCCGGCCGCCGCCGACCGCCCGUCUGCCAGAAAUAGCGCACACGAGCGGCAGCGUGCCCUGCCUCGCCUCGCCCAGUGCCGGCCGCCGUCCGCCGAGAGCCGCCCGCGCCCUGUCCUUACCGGCCGAGCUCGACGUCUGCGUCGAGACCCGACGCUCGACGCGACACUCGGCGCGCUUCCGACAGACCUUUGAAGUGUGCGACAGCUUCACGGUGAGCGUGGCCGACCUCACCGCCCUGGACUACCGGGUGCCGGCGCCGCGGAGGCCCCGCCUGCCUCCGCCGCCCCCGCCGCCCAGACCGGCGCACCGUCCGCCCCCGCCCCCCGAAUCAUGCGCGAGGACGCGCAGGGAGCCCAGCGCCGGCAGCGACUCCACUACCGAAUCCGAAAAGGCCUUCACGGCAGAAAUGGAGAAAACCGUUCGAAGGCUCGACGAAAACUCGAAGCGGGCGCUCGCCGAUGCCGGCAAUUACGAACGAGAGAUAUCAGUGCUGACGGCGAAACGGUUGCGAGAUUCGUGGGGCGCGUGGGACGACGUCCUCGAUGAGUUAAGAAAGAGAAUCGAGCCCCUAUCGCCCGCCCCCUCCCCGCCUCGGACGCCCUCGCCCGACCCGAUUCGGGGGCCUGCUUUCACAUCGACGCCUCUCCGCUCGGGAGACGUGCACGUCAGAUCGACCCCUGAGCUGCGCUCCCGGGCGACACCCGAUAGAGGUACCCCGGAAGAAUUGCGCGCGUCGCUCCAAUUAGUGGCCUCUCCGGUCCCGGACGGCGGGCGGCCGGUCCGCUCCGUGUCUAGCGGUUCCAAGGGGGUGACGUUUUCGCCGGUCGUCGCCGAAGUGAGCUGGCGCGAGUCUAGCGCUAGUUCGGAAUCGAGCUCUAGCGCGAGCGACGACGGGGCGGAUGCGGAGGUAAUAGUGGUGGUGGGGAGCGAGCCGCCGCGCGCGCCGGCCUCAGAGCGAAUCAUCGACAUGACCGAGACGCGCGCGCCGCGCAGCCGCAUAGCGGGCUUCCUUUCGCGCUUCGCGAACUUCCGUUUCUCGGGAAGGAAGGAGAAAAAGCGCGCAGGCGCGACAGUUCGAGGGGCGACCGUCGCGGCGGCGACGGCAGACGGGGUGGGAUCGCGCGCGGCGAACGGCGGACAGAGCGUGCGGGUCCCGCUCGCGGAGGGUGUGUCGCGGGCCCCGCCGGCUGAGGGAGAGUCGCUGACCCUGGACGGGACGGGGCGCGCUGGGCCCGCGCGGCCCGCGCCGCCCGGCGUGCUAGAGACCGAUGUGGACACGCAGCGCACCGUGCUCCACGCGCGUUCGCUGCUCGCGCUGGGGCCGCCAUCGCGCACUCCGAGACCUCACAAGUCUAUGGAAUUCCUGCUUGAUAAAGACAGCGCCCAGACGGUCCAGCCGCCAGAAAACGAAUUGCAGAAGAAUUCCGAUAGAGUGUUAUCUGAACACGAGCUGAGGGUCCAAAGGUCACUGCAGAAACUCAAUGUUCCAGAAUGGUACAAAAACGCACCAGCCCCGAGAGAGGGCUUUCUCUUACGCAAACGCUUGUCUGACGCUUCGGCAUCGGCGGGCAGGUGGAGCGGACUUAACUCGAAGACCACCUCGUUGGGGAGCCUCGGUGCCAAUGCGCAACCUCCACCGCCACAAUUAUCCCCACACACCACCAGCUUCGGCAGGUGGUCCACUAGCCGGCUUAACUCGAAUCAAACUUCGCCGUGCUCUUCGACCCGUAGCAGUAUCAGGGGCGCCUCUCCCCUCUGUUCGCCUUCGACCAGGUCCUCGUUCAGCGCCCGACAGCCCUACCUCGGCUGGCGGAGUCAGGAACGGUUGAACGCCACUCCUCGGACGCCGCACGAAAGGCUAGCCUGCUCCCUCCUCCGGCAGACCCCGUCCAGCAAAGCCUCGGAGGAGAUCCAGACCUCGAUCAAAGAGGUGACGUCGGCCAUCGUCCACUACGUGUCGGGCCUCGAACCCUCGAACGGCGAUCUCGAUGACGUCUCGCCGCGUUCGAGCCAGAAAUUGUAUUGGCUGGAGAGCUCCUUCGUCGGAACGAAGCCCCUGGAGUCUCCCCGGACGCCGCUGGUGACGGAGCUGCCCCCGCCCCACCCGCGGCCGCCCUCCUCGCUGAGGCUCGAGCAUCGCGCGGCGCCCGACUGGCAAGAUUCGCAGCGUUCUUUGAACGUUGGUAUUACAAAACCUUCCCCCGGAUCUACCACGUUGGAGGACGUAUUGGACUCACUUUUAGGACUCCCCUCACAACCUGCCAGAAUCCCUACGCCUCAACCGAGCCCUAGGAAAUCCGCCAGUCCCCACUACGCGCUCGGCGGGAAGAGUCCAAGAUAUGAACAAUUAGCGAGUAGUGGUCACAGCAGUGCCUCUGCGGCCUCUCGUUUCUUGAACACUCCUAGCGAUGCUCCCAGCUCCUUCACGGACCCCAGCCCCGAGGACCGAGCAGGCAAGGAUACAGUUGAUACGGCGGCCGAAAUGCCGGAACCUAGGCGGGCUCGAUCCGCUCUAGGCGAGCCUUCGCGGCGGAGGAGCGAGCCUUUCGCCGACCGCUCCGCGUCCCUCGACCGUCGGACCAGUCUCGACGCCGCGGCCCUGCGAUCUGAAAAUCUCCCCCGACACGACUCGAGAGCAUCCCUCGCCUCUCUGCAGAGCGAAAGUAACGCGGAAGACGCGUUCGUCAAAUGCAAAUAUCCCAAAUGCGCGUCUCGCACGCCUCUAGCGGAAGCCAAACGGCAUCACAAGACGUGCCACAACUGUAGCACGACGUACUGCUCGAAGGAGUGCCGCAGAGCUCACUGGGAGAAGCACAGGAAAGUCUGUCUCCACUCCCGUGCCAGCACCCUCUGCAGGCAGAUCAUCUCGGCGGCCAAGGAGGACGCGGCCUCUCUGCACCGAAUAAGCACGGUCGCGUAUCAGGGAUAUCGAAUCCUAGGUCGGGGCGUCGUCAAAGUGUUCUUUACGAGUCCGGAGGCCGCAGAAAAAUUCACGACUCUCGGUUAUCAAAAUUUGAGCGAGCCCGAAUUCGUCAAGUGGACGGCUCUCCAGCCCAACGAAAUGGGGGCGGAGUUGUACACGGAAGUGGUGAAGCUCUGCAAAAGCUACAACCCCGAGACGCGAGUGAUCCUGUACGUCGCCGUCUGCAUCGUGAGCGAGGUGCCGACGAAAGGAGCCGUCAAGUGGGAGAGGCAGAUGGUGUCUCGGUGCGCCAAACUGCGCCUUAGCAGAUCGGUGUCUUCGGUUAUUCAGGAACAGAAUAGGAGGAAACAGCGGAGAGACGGCAAAGGUACGCCGGAAGACAGAGAGACUUUGAUACUGACGUCCAAACUGUGCCCCGCCGGCGAAAGGAACGCGGCCACCGCUCACAAAUUUAGAGAAAUCUGCUUAAGAAAUGUUUGCAGUGAAUUAGAGAGUAGAGGCGUCGUUCUCAAAAAGCAUUUUCCAGAAGUGUACUCGAGGUUAGGGGCGUAUGUAGACGGGACGAGCGAAAGGUUUAUUCCGAUGACCAUUUAUCCUAAGGAUGUAAACAGUGGGAAGUCAUUCGUGUGUGUGAUUAUGCCGGACAGCGACGUGGAGAGCGGGACGCCGGUGGACGGGAAGGUCAUGACGAUUGACGUGGGACUGGAUCGAUCGAAACACCAAUUAUCUACGCCAAUGUAGAUCUAAAUCUGAUGGUGCAAUGCUAGCUAGUGUGGACUCUGAACGCCAAGCUUAUGAGCCUCCUCGUCCUGUCGUCCGCUAAAGUUACGACACGGAGACGGGUUUUGGCAUUCGACGUGUACUUUAGGUAGAGAUGGGCGUUUCAAUCGCUAUUAUGAAUAAUAUUUGGUAUUUGCGCAAAUUCCUGUUCUUAUGAUAGAUUAUCGAUAACCGAUUCGAAUUAUUCCUUACAUUACUAUUAAAGUAAUCUUAUAACUCUCCUAUAUUUAGAACGAUGCUAAAUUUAUCGAAUGAAUCUAUUCAAUGAUAGGCAAUAUAUUUUGGCGUAUUUUUAUACAUGCUAAAGGGUGAACGUGAAGGAUGACUUUAUUUGCAAAGAGAUUUUGAUACAUGACCACAUUUUAUAUGGCUCGAAAGACGAAAGAAAAAUAGUAUGCUUGACAUUAAAAAAAUUGGAGACAGAAACUUAGUUCGGCCAGGAAACGUGACAUAGUUAGGAAGUCGAAUUGUAAAUAAAUAAUACUUUUCAUCGAUAGUAAACGUAAGUCUCUCUUCGCUUUUAAAUAUUGCCAUAUAAAUGUCGUAGUGUAGGCAGAGCCGAUUGAGAAAGGAGCGUUCGCCAUGUCUCGCCAUAAAAGCCACGAGGUGGGUCGUCAGUGGCCAGUUUCGGAUCCCUUAAUGUGGUCGCAAUACCUGUGGCACAAAAUUAAUAAACUUUUUAUAUCUUUUUAAAUAACAAAGGUGCCAAUUUAUUCACGAGUUACCGGCGUGUAAUGUCGCUCAACGGUACGCGUCUGUUGAUCUAUAUAUUCCAUUAUAAAUAAAUUCCGCUAGGUAGACAAACGUAAUAAUUAAUAAGAAAUACAUAAUUAUGUUUUUUUUUUGAGCGAUGAAAGUUAUUACUCAAAUUAAUAUUAAAUUAGUUGCAUUUUGAGCUUGCGACUAGAUAAUAGAAAUCAUGAUGUCUAUACGUAUGUCUCAGUGUUCAUUUUAUAAGAAAUCUCCAAUAAAUUUAACUUUUUAUAAAAUAUCAGUCGCAACAUACUGAUAUGGGGCCGUUCAAGUACUACGUGAGCUCUAUAGGGGGAGGGGGUGUUUUUGGUUUCUUAUUUAGUGAUUAUGUCAAAUGUAUUUGUUUACUUUUUCUUUUACGAAAUGCAUAUUCGAGGAUUCCUACAAAAAAUAAUACGUUUAUGAGGUUUUAUUUUUGAGAGAUAAAUUGGAGUAAAUCUGUUUACGUAAUACUUGGAAGGCCCCUUUCAGCCAUUGGAAAUAUAAGAAUAUAAAGACAUACAACAAUAAAUUUACUCUGAUAUUACUCAUUAUUUCAAUCGAGAAACCUGCUAUAUAUGGUGGGAUGGUCUAUGUGUGGUAGUAAUGGCGAAAGUUGUGAACUACUCAUUAUUACCAUACCUACUUCAAACUUUAUUAUUUUUUGUGAUGUUUCGAAAAGAUCUGCCUAUUUUAAAGUUUCUAGAUAAUUAUUUAAAUGUUAUUAUAAUAUAUCUGUUAAUCAUUCCAUAGUUGAAUCGUUGUUAUAUAUUAUGUUAAAUGGUACUUCAAAGUGAAUAUCUAAAGCAGAAAAUAAAAAAUCAGAGUACGUGUUCAAAUAUUAAGCUGCUAAAAUUGACUUGUGACAAAAAUAAUUAUUAAAUGUCAAUAGAGAUCACAUUUAGAUAAUGUUACAUAUUUUAUUGAUUUUAUUAUAUCCAGUAGACUAUUUAUUACCUAUCUUUGAUGUUAUGACUUCUGUUUAGUCAUGAAAUUGCUUCUGUAAAAUAAUAUUUCAUACGUUUAUAUGGACAAUAUUGCCAUAUCAGUUGUUUUUCAUGUCUAAAUGAUAAUUUUUAUCUAGUUGUCCCGUAAAUGUAUUUAAAUAAAUGGCCCAGCUAAU
Molecule: messenger RNA, 6257 nt
Organism: Pieris brassicae (large cabbage white)
Lineage: Eukaryota; Metazoa; Arthropoda; Insecta; Lepidoptera; Pieridae
Product: nuclear envelope pore membrane protein POM 121
Exons: 11
Coding region: 158-4363 (1401 amino acids)
Biological process (GO): cell-cell junction organization
Cellular component (GO): plasma membrane; apical junction complex
Source: RefSeq, a predicted model, not a curated record